GAAGCGUCUUUUCCUCACAGAAAUCGAACAAGUGAGAAACUGUUGCUUCUUGGCGAUAUCUUAACAAAGGGACGAUUGUGUUACCAUAUUUGACUUUCAAAUUGAGGCUUUCCUCCUCGUUUCAUAAUUUAAGUGAAAAGAGAGAAAGUUACCUGGUGCUGAUAAUGCAUUUGUAAGUCUCACCUCGCAGAGUUUCAUGAUAACGUUACCUGAAGAACUAACGCUGACAACACUGAGCAGAGAGACCGUUAAAAUAAGAAGCCCGAAGGCGCGAAAAUUCGCUGACAUAUUCUGAGCUGUUUGCUCGCACGAGGGGAGCUGCGCUGUAGCGCGGAAUCUGGCGUCAAUCUUCAAUCUUGGAAUACAUCAGAAGAGGAACAGUGAGAGACGUGUCAACAUGUCAAAGCCGAAGUUUAAUAAAGACUAGCAAGGCUUGCUGUGAACCUGUUUGAAAAACAUAUCUCACCACACAUUUACCAUUGGACAAACAGGACAUUUGUAUCUGGACAGCUUAAUCCUGGUUAUUUGGAGGUUUAAGAGAUUUAAGAGUGUCACGAAAAUACAAAAUAAUAUAUAACGUGGGACAAUAAGGGAUUUUCUUGGUCAGUUUAAAUCACGAAAACCAAGCAUAACCACAGCUUCUAUGAGAGGAGGGAUAGAGUUUGUUUAAGUGCUGCAGUGAAUAUGGACUCAUGGGAAUUCUACAGAAUCACAACAGUUCAUGAACUUCUCGUGGAAAAAUAACACGGAGCCACACAGCUGUCAGUCCGCAAAUCUAUAAGGAGAAAUUACCGCCACCCGGCAACUCCCGAGACACAAAUACACUUCCACAUCAUCUGAUAGAAUCUCCAUCGGAGGACCAAAAUUUGGGGACACCAAAUCCCCCAUGUUGCUCAUAUCAGACAAGCUAUAUAUAUUUGUAUGAGCAUAUAAACCCUCCGGAUCACCAAGAAUUGCAGUUUUUAUGGAGUGAUAACUCGGUCCAAAGUGUCAAAGAGGGUUAUUCAGCUGGCUAUACGGAUUUUGCAGACGGAGGAACUAGCAGAAGUUGAAACAUUAAAUGGAAAUGAGCACAAUCAACAUUUAAGCCCAGACAGACUGGAAUAAUUGUUCCACUUAGGAUAUUUGAUUAGUUUUGUUAAAGGUGGAUUUUUUAAUAUCGAAAAGAACUCUUUCUGGGUGACUUAUAUCACAGACACAAGCACGUUUCAUCAUAUUUUAUUCUCCUGUUAACCUUAAUCUCAUUUUAGUCCUUUAUCUUCCCAGAGUUCAUUCUGGCCGGGCCUGUUUCUUCUAAAGGAGAGGAGGACUUCCUCUCUAUUGCUGCCUCACGUCUCAGUCGCAGGAAGCGGGUUAUUGGGGCGGCAGUGGGUGUGGCAAUGGUGUUAGUGCUACUGAUCACUAUACCAUUAUUGGUGCACAGCACCAAACUGGGUGGGUCAGGGGGCGGAGGCACACAAUAUGAAAUGCUUGGAAGCUGUAAGAUGGUCUGUGACUCUCUGACACCCACCAAUGAAUUAACACCUGUUUCCCCUCCUCCUCAUGACAUACCAGGACGUAGAGGGGGUGGUAAGUCAGGAUUUCGUGGUAGCCAAGGGCCACCAGGCCCACGUGGGCCCCCUGGAGAACCAGGAAAACCAGGCCCUCCUGGACCUCCAGGUCCUGGCCCUGGGGGAUACAUCCCAUCAUUCUACAGCCCAAAAAUAGCCUUCUAUGCCGGUCUGCGCAAGCAGCACGAAGGAAGUGAGAUACUGAAGUUUGAUGACGUGGUCACAAAUGUGGGGAAUUACUAUGAGCCGUCCACAGGAAAGUUUACCUGCCCUCUUCCUGGAAUCUACUUCUUCACUUAUCAUGUGCUCAUGAAAGGCGGGGAUGGAACUAGCAUGUGGGCCGACCUCAAGAAAAAUGGACAGGUAAGGGCAAGUGCAAUCGCUCAGGAUGCAGAUCAGAAUUAUGACUACGCCUCUAACAGUGUGAUUCUGCAUUUAGACGUGGGAGAUGAGGUCUGCGUGCAGCUGGAUGGUGGAAAGGUGCACGGAGGAAACGCUAACAAAUACAGCACAUUCAGUGGCUUUCUUAUCUACCCCGACUAACACAUCAACACAUACACGCUAAAAAAACACAAGCACUGUCACAUACUUGCAAACAAUUACAGACGCUGUUUACCUGCCAUGAAGGUAGUGAUCUAUCAACACAAUUAACAUUAGACUAUUAUACUAUACGCGUGGAAACAGUGGAUAUAACAAUAAAAUAACAAGAAGCAAAACUGUAGCUUUGGUACUGAAAGUUUAUUUUUUAUUAUAGUAUUAAACAUCAAUGUGAAACAGUGUUUACAGUCCACUUACAUAAUUUGAUAAUAAGUUGGUCACUUUAAGAGAAAAUAUGUGAUUUUUUCUCCAUCAGAAAUUGACUCGAUCGUGAAAAGUUUGGUAACGUCCACUGGACAUUUCAGACAUUUCGAGUUGGAACAAGUAUUUACAUUUUGUGUAGUUCUUUGGAGUAAUCAUUCUCCUAAGACCAGGAAUGUGUAUUAUGGAAAUCAUUACAGUUUUUUUCAACUGCUUACACACAAAAUGUUUACUUGUCACACAAUUUCUGAAACCUGACACUCAAACACCAGAAUCACACACCAAAUCGGCAAAACCAUACACUAAUUAUUGACGUUUGAUUCAGUUUUCAGUUUCAUAAAACACUUUUUGCAAAACACAACACACAAUUCUCUAUGUAACACAAAAAUCUUACAGGAAGUAUAUUGAUUUCCUUUUCAAACACAACCAAUCAAAAUGCCACACUAACUCCUCACAUGUGCAAACACUCAUUGCUUUACUUAACACCAACCAAUCAUGGCUUUAGAAGAGGCCUAUAAAUAGGCCAAGGGUCAAGUUAUAGGUUUUGAACAAUGGAUGCAAACAAUGUAGACAGAGUAAGGGGAUUUGGAGGGAGAGCCAGAGGACGAGGCAGAGCUCAAAUUAGAGGAGGACGAGUCGGAAGAGGAGGAGGACACGGAACAAGAAGUGUGGUCUCGAAUGAGAUUAGGGCCACAGUCAUUGAUCAUGUAAAAACCACGGUUUACUGUAACAAAGAGAGAGGCUGUACAGAGAGUCCAGCCCAAUUUGAGUCAGGUAUAAUUCGAACCUUUAGAAAUGAGAACAGUUAUGUAACAAUCUACUGUUAUGUACACAUGUUCUAAUGUACACAAACAGUAGGCUAUAAUACAGUAUUUUACAGUAGUACCCUUGCAUUCAUUUACUGUACUACAGUGCACUGCAUUGGUCACAGUCUGGUGAGGUGUCACACUGUACAACAGUACAGCCAACUGUAAGAAGACAUUCUGACCAUAUUGUAUAAAUAGUAUAUUAUGUUACAGUUUAUGGCACACACUCACACUGUUCCUGAAUCUUCUACAGAGUGGAAAGGCGAAGGUAUCAUGGUGGGCGAGGUCACAUGUUCACUGAAGAGCAAGUGACGGCUAUCGUGAAUUUGGUUUUGGCCAAUAAUGCUAUUAGAAUUCGUGAAAUAUACAUAACCAUAUCCUUAAUGAUGCCACAAUUUUUGCGAACAUAAAUGCUGUGAGUCCCUCAACAAUACAUCGUGUACUCCAGAUUUUUUUUUCGUACUGUGUACAGUAGAGCUGUAAUCGGGCCUUAAAAGUUAGGCCCGAUAGUGCCCGAGCACGACAGAAUUCGGCCCGAGCCCGACAAGUACAUUUUGAUUGACAGCUUUUUAAAAGCCCGAACCCGUUUACAGCCCGACAUUAGGCUAAUGUGCGCAGGCACACAGCUUUUGUCAAGAAUGAGUCAUUUAUACAUGUUUUAACAUAAUUCAUUAAUGACUAACGUAGGCUAUAGGCCACUUGGAAGUUGGAACAAAGAAAUAAAAUAAGUACUCUGUAACAUCGUAACACCUCACAUAUCCCACUGGCUCAUUAUUCUCAUUAUGCACAUGGUCAAAACUUUUCCUCACCUCAGACUUUGUUUUAGUUGCUGGUGCAACCAAAACGUAAUCGCCAGAGGCAAGCCUCCGUUUCACCUUCUCAGCAUCCAUUUUCGCAUCUUUCUCGUGCUAAUCGGAACGCAUCACAUGACCGCUAAUUUACCGCGCAAACCCGAGCCCAUGUAAAAUGAUAGAAAUUAAGCCCGAACCCGUCGGGUCACGUCGGGUCCGUCGGGUUCGGGCAAAGAUCUUCAGCUCUACUGAUACUGUAUUCACAACCAGCAAAAAAAUAAAUAAACACAGGAAAUAAAAAGUUUGGUUUCAAUCUUGCUUUUGUUUUUACAGUGAAUUUUAAACAUCUCUCUGCCAAUUUCUUUCAAUAUGGAGCUCAUGAAAGAAGAGCUUUAGGUUUUGAAUAACUGUGUGUAUAUGAUAUAUCCCAAAAUAUAACAUUACGGUAAAAGUGUUUGCAACAGAAGACAAAUGUUUACUUUUGAAAUGUGUUUGUGAUAUUUUUAAUGUAGUGCUUCAUUUUGCAAGAGACGUGAGGCAUUUUGCAUUUUGUGUGUGCAAUUCUUGGAUUAGUGUGUAAAGUUUUGAAAAAAAGAGGCAACUUUUUGAAAAUGUGUGUAAGCAGUUGAAAAAAACUGUAAGGUACAUUUUGAUUUUCAUAUUGACUUCAAUGAAAUUGUACGAAUUGUAUGCAAUGACUCAUUACUUAAUAUUGCAUGGAAUCAAGAUUUAUUUGCUACUUUACAACUCACUAUUAAGCAAAUGUUUCAAUUCUGGUGUUUGAAAGGCCCAACAUUGCUGCACAAAAUGUUUAUGAUGUUGAUAUUGUUGACUAAAAAACCCUGAAACAUGUCAGGCUUCCUAAGUUAUAAAAAACUUUUGAAGAUUACCCAGUUAUCGUGCCACGUUGUACUAGAUUCUAACAUUCUCCCUAUAGAACGUGUGUAGGUUUGUUUGCAAUUUGCAUAACAGGGACUUGAUAAACAAAAGUGGAAUGCAUUUCAUGGCAUGGAAACGGUAUUUGUAACUUCUGUGUCUUAAGUAUGUACAAUAGGUUUAUAAGGAAGAACGUUUAAAUUACAAUAUGUCACUAAAUUUGUUGUGGGAUAUGGCUAAAUGUUUUACAAUGACUUGAUUGUAUGAUGGAAACAUCAAGUUUCUGUGUAUGUGUGUGUGAGUGUGUGUGUGCAUGUAACUGCAAUGUGAUUCAUGUGUUCCCUAACAAUAUAACAUGUUACAGAUUUGCUUCUGAAUAUUUCACUUGUAGAUUGAUUACUGUUGUAAAUCUUUGCAGUUGUGUAAUUAAUCAUUAUUAUAGACUUUUGUUCUGGCAUGUAAAAGAGU
Messenger RNA from Triplophysa rosa, 5289 nucleotides. It is a transcript of the gene c1ql4b, whose product is annotated as complement component 1, q subcomponent-like 4b. The record is from RefSeq and is a predicted model, not a curated record. Bases 1380 to 2093 code for a protein of 237 amino acids. The transcript is spliced from 3 exons. Lineage: Eukaryota; Metazoa; Chordata; Actinopteri; Cypriniformes; Nemacheilidae. Gene Ontology annotation, molecular function: protein binding.